Theileria annulata is the source of this 960-nucleotide messenger RNA. Its product is annotated as cyclin, putative. Gene Ontology annotation, cellular component: transcription factor TFIIK complex; nucleus. The coding region runs from base 1 to 960 and encodes 319 amino acids. The transcript has 11 exons. Gene Ontology annotation, biological process: regulation of cyclin-dependent protein serine/threonine kinase activity; regulation of transcription by RNA polymerase II. Gene Ontology annotation, molecular function: cyclin-dependent protein serine/threonine kinase regulator activity. Lineage: Eukaryota; Apicomplexa; Aconoidasida; Piroplasmida; Theileriidae. The record is from RefSeq and is a predicted model, not a curated record.
AUGAAUUGUCAUCGAGAUGACAUGGUAGAAAAAAAUAAUGUGUCUGGAAUUGAGUUUGACUGGGUCAAGAAUUCUACUCAUUAUAAGAAUUGGUUGAUUGAUUCCAUUGAUAAACUCAAUUCUAUACAACUUAACACUUAUAAUAAUGCUGUUAAAUUAUUACAAAAACGUAAAUUUGAAUAUAAGAUUCCAAGUUUUAAUGAUGAACUUUGGCUUAUUAAAUAUUAUUCAUUUCAAUUAUCGCAAUUUGUUAAUUCAAAUAAUCUUAAACCUUCUGUUAAAGAAACAUCAUUAGUAUUGUUUAAUAGAUUUUAUUUAAGACGUUCAUUACUUGAAUAUGAUCCAAGAAUUAUAAUGUUUACUUGUAUUACACUUGCUACUAAACUUGAAGAUAUGUGGCGUAGUGUUUAUAUUGAUAAAUUAUUAUAUAAAAUUAAUAAUCUAAAUAUAACAAAAGUAUUUGAAAUGGAAUCUAUAGUUUGUGAUGUAUUAAAUUUCAAUUUGAACAUUUUACAUCUUAAUGAUUCUAUUUAUAUAUUAAUACAACUUCUCAUUUCCUAUAUAAAAGAAAGUCUUGAUGUGGAUGGUAUAAAUGAAUAUAUUGGUAUAAUAUUAUAUAUGUUAAAAGAGGCAGAAAUGAGUGCAUUAAUAAUGAAUGAAAGUCCAUCAUUAACUUUCUUAUAUACACCACCACAACUUACAUUAUCAAUAAUUCUACAACUUAUUAAAAAUACUUCAUUAUCAACUAUACUCUCCAUUGAAUCAUUUGUAUUGAAAUUAUUGAAUGGAGAUGAAAAGAAUUUAAUGAAAUUAUUAUCAUUAACACAAUCAAUUAUGGAUGAAUAUAAUGAGUUUUUGGCCUUUAGAAAUGAAUUAAAUCAAUCUAAAGCACUCCCUACUCCCAAGUGUAUGGUAAUAAGUUUCUAUUCCCAAGUCUAUACUAACAAAUCUAUUGAAUAG